GUUUCAGUUCGGAAAAUACCAGCGGACUUCUCCUUUUUUCACCAACUCAGAUCAGAUGUACAUAUAGGACCUACCAACUAUUUAAUACAUAGUCAAAGGUAGCACCUGUAAUUAGGUUUUUCGAGCGAUCUCCACCCAACAAAAGUCUAAAUAAAAAGUGUGACACAUAUAUACAGUGGCGGUAUCACAACCUAAAAAAACGAAAAUUAUAAUAAUUAUGCCUAUAUUUGAAUAAUUAGUGCGCUGCACCCGUAACCUAGUAGUACAAGUACAAAGUAUUGCAUAAUUCAUGACCUAUUGUGACGUACUACUGGUGAUGCCAUAAUUUCCUGUUUUCGGGAUGUACCAUACUACUACGCCGAUAUCGCGGCGACGUGCGUCAUCGCAUGCUCAGUUCGUCGGUCUCGACUCUGUGCAGUUUGCACAUGGAGGAAGGAAAAUAAGGGGGUGAAAAAAAAAUAGCAUCUAUGCCUAAGUUUUACUUAAGCUUCGAAGUGAGACGCUUUGGUUAACAACAUGGAGCAUCAGACCAAAGUACCCUCGGAAGGCCAAACCACAACGCUGAACCCAAACACCAACAGUAGCUUGUCUACAGAGCCCUCACCAGUCCAUCAACCCAACAACAUGACCGGCGUCGUGUCUAGCGUGACCUCUACCCAGGGUGCAUCUUACCCCCCUGGCCCCCCGAUGGUGUCCCAACAAUACAUGGUUAUGAUCCAGAACCCCACCGGCAUGCUGCCUGAUUUCAACGUGCGUGGGGCCUACAUGACGGCCCAUCUGCAGAUCAUAUGUGGGAUCCUGUCGGUCAUGCUUGGAAUCAUUGCGAUAGUAAUCGAGUCGGAAGAUGCGUAUAUUGGUGCCCCCAUCUGGACUGGCAUAUUUUUCUUUAUGUCAGCUGGGUUGACUGGAGAGUUUGCUGCCAAGAAAAGACAGAACUGUCUGAUCACAGGAUAUCUAGUCUUGUCCAUCUUAUCGGCCGUGGCAGCGUUUCAACUGCUAUCCCUCAUGGCUUCGUUCACUGCUUGGGAGUUUGGAGCUCUCUACUCUUCAACCCUUCUUAGAGGUCGAGUUGCUGUAGAUGCGCUGACUGCCGUCAUUGCUCUUCUUGAGCUUGGUGUCUCCAUCGUAGCGUCUGUCAUCUCAUGCCGUGGGACUUGCUGCCAAACUUCAACUGGCUCUUCAAUGACGGUUCAGUACCUGCCUGCCGUGCCAAAUGGUGGGACGAGUGUCUUACAGAAUGAGCACGGGCACUUUGUGCAGGGACAACCCAUCCAAGUUACCACCUGCAACUCGGGUCAAGUAGCCUAUCAGGUACAACCUUGUCCCAUGUCCCACCCACCGCAACCCUUGCCUCAAGCCCAGCAGUCCGGGGCUUAUAUACCCCCGUACCCCAGUAUGGAGGACAGUGGCACCCAGUUGGAGGAUACUGAAAAUGAUCAGGUCACAGGUAUGGAAAAGGUGCCCCUGGUGUGAGUUACAACGAAGCAAGAUUGAGAGACUCGUAGUUGAUGCUGUCUGCAAAAAUUAACCCAGACUCUUCUGGGAAGCUGGUUGAACAGAGGUUUUUUAAACAAAGUUUGUGAUGUCUCGAAGUUGAAAUUAGAUAUAAAAAAAAAGUACUAUAUAAUUUGGGGUAACCGACAUAUUAUUUAAAAAAAAAAAUCCCUAAAUCAAUCAUAGGCUUUUCGAUGCAAAAGUACAGUCGGGAACUUGCGUCGAUAUGCAGACAUGGUUAGGAUCACAGAUUUGCAAAACACUUUAUGAUAAAGAAUGAAGGAAUACCAAGCCAUCACUUUUCGGCUGUGCAUGUACUCUAUUUCACGCUCUGCUCGGAAGGGUGUUCUCAUAGUCCUAGACUGAACUUCAUUUUGUGUGCAUGUUGUAUGUUAUUCACCAAAGUGAACACUCAUGAAUUUCCUCACACUAUUAAUGUCAAUCCUGUCAUGUGCAAAAAGUGAGUUGAUGCCAACCUCCGCUUUCCGUGUAAUUUACUCUGUAAGCUUUGUCAAUGCGUGUUCUAAACGUCAGAUAUGUUGGAGGAUUUUCUCUAAGGCACUUUUUGGAAAGAAACAAUUUUUGGUGUAAAAAUGCGGGGAAAACCCAGCACACUGCAGUGAAAGUGAAUUUGUAUAUUUUGGAGUACGACAAACUUGUCUGUGUUUGCACAACUCGUCUAUAAAAAUAACCAAAGUAAAUGUACAUGUACUAUUGGUGGUUGCCUAUACACCUAAUCAAUCUUGUCAAUGUUUUCUUGCCAUAUUUGCUUUUCUUUUCUUCCCAUGAAUUUUGAAACAAACUCUAUUGAAUUUGUUUUGGUUCUUUAAAAUUACCCAAACUAAUGUAGGUACACAAUCUUUUGUGAUUCACUUCAUUUAGACGUACUGUAUUCAGAAAUGUAAUACAUGGUAUUUAUAUCAUUUGGCAGCUCUUCACAACUUACCAAAGGUUUUCAAAGUUGAUCGUUUAUGUUUGUAAAUAGUGGUUAUUUAUUAAGUGUAGUAACACAAACUCGCCUUUUACAUACCCUUGCCCAUUAUAGUGUAUUCUCUUGACAUUUCACAGUACUUCAGAACUUAUCUAUAUACAAUGUAAAAGCUUGCCAAAGUAAGUUUUAAAAAGCUACGUCUCCUUCAUUAAAACAAAUACAAAAGAAUGUAUUAAAAACUAUUUAAGUACUUUUUUUUAAAGAUAAAAUGUGCAUUUAUAUUAAUUGUUCAGAGAACACGAAACUAGGUUUUUUUUAAUAUGUAUUUUGUUUUGGUUGGGUUUCUGAGUACAACUUCGAAACUUUACUGUCAUCACUUUGAAUUUUCAUACAUUUUUUAAAGUUAAGUGUUUAACGAAAGUACUAUACUACAGGGUACACGUGAAAAGUUCAUUUGCAAAAGCAGCAAAAUGUGUUUAUCAAUUUUCAACUUUUGAGAAAAUAUGCUUGAAAACAACACAGAACCCAUUACUUGUGCACAAAUGUGGACUGCCCCUUACAUCAUAUCUUGAGGACUCUUGAACAAUUUCAUUUAAAAAAGAAUUAAAAUUGUUCAGGAAUAUUAUUUUAUUUUGGCAAAUAUUUUUUUCUCCAUUUUUGUCAAACUGGCCCUUGUCUGCUUUUGAAAAUGAACCCUUCAUGUAUGUGAUCUGAGGCUGUGGCAUGUUACCUGUUUAGAGAAAAGAAAACAUGGAGUGAAGUACAUGUAUAUUACAACUUGUGCAUUACAUUUAUAGGUGUUAUUACUUUUAUUCAUGCAGAGUGCAUGUAACUUAUCCAAAUUUGUUAAUUUUGUGGAUCUUAAAUAGUGCAGCUCAUUGUUAAUGUGCAAUAUCUGUGAUUCUUUGUGUAUUUGUGUGCAAUUUAUUUGAUUCACCCCCAUCCACUUGCCUCUCUCCACCCAGGAGUAUAAAUGGGUACCGGCAUUAGCUGGGGAGUAACCUGCGAUGGACUAGCAUCCCGUCCAGGGGGAGUAGAAAUAUUCUUAGUCGUUUCAUGCUACUGAAACCGGAGAUAAAUGCCGGCCUGAUGAGCCACAUUGGCUCGGGACAGACUUUACUUUACUACUUUAUUUGAUAAAAAAAAAACUAAACUGAAUUUGAUCAGACCCUGCUGGUCUAAAAAAAGUACUUUAGCACUUCUCCCCAAAACUUUUGUGAAAGCAUUUUCACUUGUUGCAAUAGUACUACAGGUUUGCCAAAAAGCUUUUUGUUUUGUACGUAUACAUACAUGUGUAUACGUGUUCGUGGUCAGUAUUGUAUUGAAAGGGUUUAAUAAAGUUUGCCAAUGUCAUACAA
Molecule: messenger RNA, 3783 nt
Organism: Patiria miniata (bat star)
Lineage: Eukaryota; Metazoa; Echinodermata; Asteroidea; Valvatida; Asterinidae
Product: membrane-spanning 4-domains subfamily A member 8-like
Exons: 7
Coding region: 517-1473 (318 amino acids)
Cellular component (GO): membrane
Source: RefSeq, a predicted model, not a curated record